GUGUGAGUCUGCACUGAAUCCGCGCUGUGGGUCCAUGCGAGUCUGCGCUGAACCCGCGCCGUGCCCCCGGGCGGUGGCGCCGCCACCGACAGCCGCUGAGGAGGCGAACGGGGGAAGCGGCGAGCGAACUGCGACGUGGGGGGAGUGGCGGGCGAAUGUGGUGUGAUAUCGCGUAGGACCACAUCGGCUGGGCUACCGCGGAUCCGUGUCAGUGUUGAAGUGUUCCCAGCUGCGUGGGAUCUAAAGCGGACUUGAAGGAAAUCAUCACCGUCAGCAGGAUAUUGUUGUCUCCGUCUCCCGUCUCCGUCUCCGUCUUUCCGUCUCCGUCGCCGGCCGUCGUCACGCCACGUCUCUGUGUGUUUGGACUGCGGUGGAGGCGGGCCGCCCGACCCAUCAGUGAACAGUGAGGGUGACGGUGUGAUCGACACGCGGCAGACGGCGGGCGGCCCCCACCGCGCCCGCGCGCUGGACACUGAGCCGAGCGGAGACUCGCUCCGUCACUGUGCGCCCACCCGCUCUGCGGGUCUCGGCAGGGCAGGAUGCCGGCCUAGCCUGGCCCUAGGCGCAAUAUGGGAGCCGGCAACGGACGUCCUCUCACAGAUACCGAAGGCAGAGCCCCGGGCGCCGGCCAGUCUCAGGACUCGGACAUCAGUCUGAGCGUCAUCAGCACUGACUGCACCGACUUCUCGGCGUCGCCCCCGCGCAGCAGACGGGACCCGUCCCGGCAGCAGUCGCCGCUUGGCGCCGGACCAGGGCCGCGCAUCGCCGCGCUGCCCUCACUGCACGACAUCGUCGAAGACGUGGUCGGAGGAGCCCUGUCGGCCGAGCUGCGCCGACCGUUGACCAUGGACCCACUCUCUGUACCGGCGCCCUCGCCGCCGUUCGACAUGGCCACCGUGGCGGCCGCGCUGCCCGGCCACCCGGGCCUGGUGCGCGCCAGAGCGGACGCAGAGACCGGCCUCGGCGGUCGGAUGUCGCCCUCCGUCUACAACCACAAGCUGGUGCCGGCGGCCCACGGGCGCGCCUCCCCCGCCUACGACCUGGGCUACCACACGCUGGUGGCGCGGCCGUCGGCGCCCUCCCCGCGGCAGCAGCCGUCGCCGUGGGGCGGCGAGCCUCCCCAGACGGCCGCCUGCUACCCGGCCGCUGCCAUGCCCUCGUUCAGCGUGCGCGAGCCGCCGCGGCCACCGCAGCUGCCCGAGCCGCCCUCCAGCAACGAGCUCAUCCUCACCAUGUUCAAGGGCAAGCGGACACAUAAACCGGCCCCGUUUGACCGGCUUCCGGAUGAGCUGAUCCUGCACAUCUUCUCGUACCUGUCCACCAACGAACUGUGCUUCUGCGCGCGCGUCUGCCGGCGCUGGUACUUCCUCGUCUGGGAGCCGCAGCUGUGGACCAGCAUCACGCUGACGGGCGAGUCGACCGGCGCCGACCGGGCGCUCCGGCAGAUCGUCAAGCUGCUCUGCCGAGACACGCCAGGCACGCUGUGUCACACUGUGGAGCGGGUGGAGCUGAACGGGUGCGCGCGACUCACCGACCGCGGCCUGUCGCUGCUGGCGCGCCGCUGUCCAGAGCUGCGUCACCUGGAACUGCGCGGCUGCGCUAACGUCAGCAACCAGGCGCUGUUCGAGGUGGUCACCAACUGUCCCGGCCUGGAGCACCUCGAUGUCACCGGCUGCCACCGGAUCACGUGCAUCGACUUCAGCAGCGAGACGCUGGCCGGCUCCGAGCGGCAGCUGUGCCUGCAGUACGUCGACCUGACCGACUGUCACAGUCUGACCGACGCCGGCCUGCAGGUGAUCGUGCACAACUGUCCGCAGCUGCAGCACCUCUACAUGCGCCGCUGUGAUCAGCUCACAGACCUGGGAAUCCGGCACGUGCCCAGCUACUGCGUCAGUCUGCGCGAGUUCUCCAUCUCGGACUGCAGCCGCGUCACCGACUACGGCCUGCACGAGCUGGCCCGCCUCGGGCCCACACUGCGCUACCUCAGCGUGGCCAAGUGCGACCGCGUCUCGGACGCCGGCGUCAAACAGGUGGCGCGCAGCUGCUACAAGCUGCGCUACCUGAACGUGCGCGGCUGUGAGGCCGUCUCUGACGCCUCCAUGGAGGUAGUGGCCCGCUGCUGUCAGCGGCUGCGCGCGCUCGACAUCGGCAAAUGCGACGUCACUGAUCACGGCCUGAAGAUGCUCUCGCAAAACUGUCCGAACCUGAAGAAGCUGAGCGUAAAGAGCUGCGAGAUGAUCAGCGACGCCGGCAUCAAGUUCAUCGCCUACUACUGCCGCGGCCUGCAGCAGCUCAACAUCCAGGACUCACCGGUCACACUGGAGGGCUACCGCACCGUGAAAAAGUACUGCAAACGCUGCAUCAUCGAGCACACAAACCCGGGCUUCUACUGAGCAGCCGCCGCGGCACGGCACAAAACAACCACGUGAUAUUAUUUAUUAUCAACAUAGAGACUGUAUUGUACUGAAGUGUGAUGUUUUAACCAGCGAGUGUCUCGUUUUUGCCGCCCUGCCCAGCGGGUGACGGCGCCCGGGUGCCUUUUUAUCGAUGACGUGUCAUAGAUAUGUGAAUGCCAAAUAUUUGUACAUAUUUUGCUUCAAGUAUAUGUGUUGUUAUUUUUCUGAAAUUAGCCUUUACACAUUUGAAUGAAAAAAAAUGAGUCCAAUAUACAUGAUGUAUUUGUU
Amphibalanus amphitrite is the source of this 2684-nucleotide messenger RNA. Its product is annotated as F-box/LRR-repeat protein 7-like. The coding region runs from base 570 to 2393 and encodes 607 amino acids. Gene Ontology annotation, cellular component: SCF ubiquitin ligase complex. Gene Ontology annotation, biological process: SCF-dependent proteasomal ubiquitin-dependent protein catabolic process. NCBI's taxonomy places the organism in Eukaryota, Metazoa, Arthropoda, Thecostraca, Balanomorpha, Balanidae. Gene Ontology annotation, molecular function: protein binding. The transcript is spliced from 7 exons. The record is from RefSeq and is a predicted model, not a curated record.